Messenger RNA from Harpia harpyja (harpy eagle), 636 nucleotides. RefSeq names its product coiled-coil domain containing 201 (gene SYSRN). The transcript has 2 exons. The record is from RefSeq and is a predicted model, not a curated record. The coding region runs from base 1 to 636 and encodes 211 amino acids. Lineage: Eukaryota; Metazoa; Chordata; Aves; Accipitriformes; Accipitridae.
AUGUCAGAGGAAGAAGAUUCUUUUCUGAAUGUUAAAAGAUCUCUGAAAAAGCGAAUGGUGAAACACAGCACUCCAGUGAACUCAAUGCUUUCAAGAACAAUGCCAUCUCUUACAGAUCUGACAAAUCAGUCAAUCAAGGACCAAAAUGUCAGCAAGAGAGUUUAUGGAUCUCCAAUGCCAAAAUCAAAUCUAAGUAGAUCGUUAGCUCAAGUAUCGCUAGUAAGUGUUGAAGCAUACAUCCCCCAUACGUCCCCGAAGAGGCUUUCAACAGUGCUUGACUCGCAAGAAUUAAACGAAGAGAUAAGCCAAAGCUCUCAGGUUGUAUUUUCUAGAAGGAGGCUUUCCACAGUGUUGGCCUCUGAGGAAUCAAACGAAGAGCCAAGUGACAAGGUUGUGCCAAACACGGAAACUCAGGCUCCCACCAAAGCAUCUGAGGAGGCUGCAGUAACUCGCAAGAGCGGAACUUCAUGGCUUGUUACGGGAAUACCAGGGAUAAAAGAUAUCCCGAUAGUAAAAGCCAGAAAGAAGAAAACUGAUAAAGCUCUUGUGAGAAAGAGAGAAAGAGAAUGGGUGCUUCGUCAACUUAAAAACAUUGAAGAAGCAACUGAACACGAACUGACAAUUGAAGAAGCUUGA